Molecule: messenger RNA, 4470 nt
Organism: Chara braunii
Lineage: Eukaryota; Viridiplantae; Streptophyta; Charophyceae; Charales; Characeae
Source: the annotation of a GenBank genome assembly
GGCUUGCUGAAGUACCUGAGGAAGGCGGACAAUAGGGAGGGAGUUCUGCCAGUGCAUGAUCGAUUUUGCCAGUUUGCUCUCUCUCAAGGAGUCUGGUUGGGAAAGCGUGAAUGUGGGGCGACAAGGCCAUAUCGAAGCCUGCGACUGGUGAUCGCAUACGUGUAUAUUGGCCAGGUGACAAAGCUUGGUGUUCAGGCUUAGUGCAGAGCUUUGACCAAACUACAGGAAGGGUGGAGAUAUUCUACGAUGAUGGUGAGAUAGAGCGUGUGAACCUCUUUCAUGAGACGUGGGAGAUGGAUGACCCCGUGGCGGAGGAUAGCAAUCCACAUGACGAUGGAGAACAAGGCUUGAGUGAUGAGCAGGGAUUGGGUGGGGAUGAUGCGGACGGGUUGGAGUGGUCACCACAGAGUAGUAAGGAGCAGGAGAGUGGGGAUGGGAUGGCCGGAUCUGGAGGAGGAGGUCAGAAUCGGCAAUCGCGGCCGCCAUCAGGGGCUGCUGGACACAGUGGAGAGCAUGCGGAGGGUGGAGGAGGACGUGCUGGAAUGGCAGCACAUGGUGCUGGAGGCUCAAGCUCUGUCAACAUGGGAUGUCAAGGGGGUGCAACGAGCGGUGGGGGGACCACACUUAAUGGAGGCAUGCGGAAGCACCAGCGAAAAAGCCCAGUCCCAAGGCGAGGGGACGUUGGCGUUGUCUCCACAAAUGGAAAUGCAGAAAGUGCUGCAGGCCACACAGAAGGAGUGGAUGAAUCUGGUCAUAUUACCAAUGCCAAUGGGAAGCGGGUGCGGCGACCAAGCGUUCGAUUAGGGGAUAUUGGAGAUGGAACCAUUGUGGCCUUAUGCAGGCUUGACAGCAAGAAGAAACCAAAGCAGGCAACGCAGCAGCAGCAACAGCAGCAGCAGCAGCAGCAACAACAGCAGCAACAACAACAACAGCUUGUGCCACAGCAACUGGCAGAAACACAGCUGCAAUCUAAGAACCAAAUGGAGGAACAAGCGAACAGAAAUGGUGUACAGCAGAAGGGAAAAUUUGUUUUCAAAGAGCCAGCAGCACCAUAUGGCGGAGGUAGGGGAAGCAGAGGAGGGGGGGGAGUCAAAGAGGAUGUCGCUGGCUGUCUUAAGAAUGCAAACGGGGAGUCGGGAGGUGCUGGACACGCGUCUGGGAUAGAUCUUGCGAAGAGUGGGCAAGCAAAUGGCGAUGUGCAUCACCCCAAGACAAUAGGUCAUGCUCGGGGAAGGAAUGGCAUGAUGAGUCCCGGUGAGAGAGAGGGCACAAGGCGAAUGAGAUCGCAACAUUUACACACACCUGCGGCAUGCGACGACCGAUCAUGCAGUAUGUCGCAUGGCGGCUCGUCUGUCCAAGGCCAUACUGAUGCUAGCCCCCUCCUCUCGAGGACUGCGAAUGGACAAGUUCGCAGUGCGCAACAAGGACAUGCUUUGGAGGAUUCCUUGGGACAGGCGGAAGCAGCUUUGAAGGAACCUGCGCAGAUCGUCGCCACUGCAGAUGGUGAGGAGCGGACGGAUGGGGUUGGCACUGGAAUUACAGCAGCUGGGCUUGGCAGGGUUGGUGGUCUUUUCGGAUUAGGGAGGAUGGGUAAGACGAGAGGGAGCAAAGCGAGAGCGCGUAUGGGUGUGGAUGGAGUGCGGGCAAAAGGCAGGAACUUGAGGGCAAUCAAUGUGAUAAGCAGUAAUGCAGCUGCGUCAACGCAAGCCAAUGGGAUGGCCGCGAUGGGCACAGGGGAGGAAGAAAAGCAGGGUGGUGGUGAUGGAGGUAUGUGCAUUGCUCAGCCUGACAGUGCUGAGGACAUGCCGCCGGGUGAAAAGGUGCAAGAGCUACCCGGGCAAUUUGUGGACAUGGAUCGCCCUCUGAGCAGUCAUGAACAGAACCCGACGACAUCCUCGUGGGAUGCCCGUGAGAAGGGAAGAGGUAGAGAGGGAAGCGCAAACAAUGCUCAAAAUCUUUUGAUCAGUGAUGGAAAUCAAGGGUCCGAGAAAGGUGGCACGGCCUGUAGAGCAUCGGGACCAGGAAGGGGGGUGGUCACAGUGGAAGGGACAGGGUCGAUGCUAGGAGAGGGGGAGGCUGGGGCCGAGUUUCAGGCAUGUAAGGGACUCCACCAACAAGAGGGAUGUGCAGGGGAUGAUGUUAUGGACUGGGGAAGAGUCAGGGAGGGGGCCGUUAACGUCCAUCAUGUAGGAGGCAGCCCCGGCGCAGGCGGAACUUGGCGGGCAGGGCAGGGAAGGGCGUUAGCAAUGGCAACAAGGAGGGUUGCACUGGCAGGAGGGGUCAGCGGGUGGCUGAAGCGGUUAGGGCUAGGAAAAUACGUGGGCGUUUUUGAGGUGCAUGAAGUGGACAAUGAAACACUUCCUCUCAUAUCCAUGCAAGACCUUCACGACAUGGGUGUUACAGCCGUCGGUGCCCGCAGGAAGAUGCUGAAUGCUAUCUCAGAGCUCUAUGCCCUGCCGCCCUCUCGGUGAUCAUCUAUACAACUGCAGCUGACAAGGGGACGCUUGUCGACUCUUAUGUGUGCAGUGACUAACCGAUAGGAGUUGAAGAUUGGCCUUCCUACCUACCUUCCCUUUUGCAGCAUCUUCCUUCUGUGCAUCGUGUCCGUUGCUGCCGUCAAACAGUGGAUGACAAGUGUGAAGGGCGACACACGCUGAUACUGUCAAACUGGAUGGAGCUCAUGGCCUGCGGCCUCGUGUGAGAUAAAUGUAGUUUGGUGUGAUGCCAGCCUGCGGGCCUUGUCAAAUUAGUAGUACCCUUCGCUGCUAAAUUAGUAGUACCCUUCGCUGCUAAAUUAGUAGUACCCUUCGCUGCUCUCUCUCCUCGCUGCCAGCCAGCCGCAUGUCCCCUUUGCCUCUUUCCUCCAUUCAGCUGUGCUAGGAAGGGUGUUUCAUUCCACAAAACCAAGCACCUUGGUUUUGUAACGGAUGGAGCUCCAGGGCGUUUGAUGGGAGGUGAGGCAGUACAUGAUGCGAUGCCUUCUCAUUUGUUGUGGCUAUGGUUGGGACGACAACAAGUUCAGUCAGUGCUCUUACUUCCGUCCCUACCAAGGAUCUACCUAGUCCUCUGUCGAUGCUCUGUCGAUGCUCUGCGCCUGGACUGCAUUGCAAUCGAAUGAUUCGAAUGUCAUUAGUGUGUGUCCUGGGAUGCUGGGCGGACAAGCUGUCGCUUUCUCCUCAGAGGACUGCAUUGCAAUCGGAUGCUGGGCUGAGUAGAACCUUCAGAUGAGUCCACUUUCUCCUCGGAGGAGUUCCUUCGGCUCACGGUAUUGGACAAUGCAGAUGAGAAUGCUCUUGUGUAGACUGUCGCUUGUGUGUUGUUUGGACUUGGGAUAUACUCUCCUUCAACUUCAUCCUACCUUUUCUUUCUUCCUUGGAUGCAAGGUGGUUUGUCAGGGCUCAAGCUGCUUGCAAGCUUUUGGGCUGGCUAUGCUGUGCGCUUUUUUACUUGGUUGGGGGCUGGAGAUUGCUGCGAAAUAGCAUCCUCAAACUAUCGUCGUUGCCUGCUUCUCUAUGGAUGAAUGAAUGCGGUUUGGUUUGAUACAUGCCAAAGAGGAGGCACUGCGACAGCACUGUUACAUAGAAUCACAGGUGGUUACGUGCUGUUUUGGAUUGCAGGCCGUAAGCUCUUCCGGAAAUUGCUUGGUUUAUUUCCUUCUCAGUGCUGGGUGCCAUGAGUCCUUGUGUCCCUUAGCAAGCCUGUUAAGGAAUCCCUGGGCUGCUUAGGUGUUGUCAACUUGUCAGUGAAAUGUAGAUUGCUUGAGCAGUGCACCUUCAGAUUACGCCGACAGAACAGAUGUACAUUUUGAAUGCUAGUAGACGGUGGUGUGGAGGUUGAGCAGUAUUUUUGGCCCAAAACAUCUGAUGGUGGGUGAUGCCCACAGUUUUUAGCUUUCACACUUUUUCCCUAGGAGCUAUGGCCCUCCUCAUCAAGCGACCCUAUCUGUUCCUCCCCUCAUGUGUCUGGCUGGGUCAGCCUCUCUGUCGUAUUCUCUGUCUAACCCCCCCGCUUUCCCCCCCAGCGCCACCCACACAAAACCCAUUUGUGAUUUUGUAUCAGUACAGUUUGCAGAAGUUAUUUUCAUAUUCUUAGGAGAUUCCCUGGUCUUAAGUAUUUUCUCCCUUCGGGCGCCACCUCCCUGUCUUCGUUCUCUCCCCUUCUUUUUUCGCUUUUGGUUCCGCCACCUUCCUCCCUGUCUUCCUUCUCUCUCCCCUUCUUUUUUCCUUUUUGGUUGUCGCAUGCGAUCCUCUCUCUUCUUGCCUCCUAGGGGACAGCUCAUCUGUUGGAGUCCGAGAUGACAGGAAGUGGGUGUGCGUGAGUAAGAACACUGGACAGACGUAAGGGCAACUGUGGUACCCUGCACACUCUCCGCUCAUCCGGGCAGGCAUUGGGGGGAGACAUGCUUUUUAUUCCAAUUUGCCGUGGUAUAUAGGGUAGCUUUUCCCACUGAAAACACUUUUGCACACGAAU